AUGGCCUCUUUAAGCUGUGGUUACAAGUGUCUGCGGAUUUUUCUAGUGGUAUUUAAUGUCCUCGUUUGUACAUGUGGGAUUGUUGCAGUUGUAAUUGGAAGUUUCUCCCAAGUUGCUAUUAAUAAAUAUUCCUCUGGAGUGGAUUCAAAUAUCAAAUGGCUCGUAAUCUUUGUAAUAGCACUUGGAUGCUUCCUAGUUGUGUUUGGAUUUCUUGGGUUUUUUGGAUUGGUUACCAAGAAUACCUUCUGUCUAAUCUUGUACACCUCUCUACUGUCAGCCGUUGUGCUGAUCGAAAUAGCGGGAGGAGUAGCGGCAGCUGUGCUAAGAAAAGACGUAAAAACUCAAUUCCAAUCUCUGAUUAAAAGCUCCGUUUCUGAAUAUAGCAAGAAUCCGGACUUGAAGAAACUCUUAGAUAAGAUACAAACAGAGUUUCAUUGUUGCGGCUCUGAAUCGCCAAAGGACUACAUAUUGACUAGGCAAACCAUCCCUGAUUCAUGUAAAAAUCUAGAAACUAAGAUUCCAUACUCAGAUGGUUGUUCAUGCAAAGUAAUCGCCUUCUUUGAAAAGUAUAUUAUUGCUGUUUUAGUAGCGGUAUUUGUAUUUGCCAUCCUCCAAUUGUCGUGUAUUGUUUUUGCUAUCUGUGUAUUUGGUACAUGUUUAAUUGUUAUGGGCAGUUAUGUACAUCUAUUUCUGAGUACAUUUUUACGUAAUAUGCCAGUUCAUAUGUUAUCAUUGACAUUUAUCAUGAUGGCACUUGGAUGUCUUCUGUUCUCACUUGGUAGUAUUGGUAUAUUAUUCGUUUUAACUGGACGUCGAAGAAUUAAUGCACUUUAUACAGUACUGUUGAUAGUGGCUGCAUCAAUCAGUAUCAUUGUUAUUGUAACGACAUCCAUUUUGCGUAAAAAGAUGGGUAUGAUGUUUCGAGAUAUCAUCAAAUAUUCUAUCAACCAGUAUACUAGGAAAAAUAGUUAUGCAGCAUUUGUGAACACAAUACAAUUGCAGCAUAAAUGUUGUGGUGCAAAUUCAGUCAUGGAUUAUACUGUGAGUAAUCUCUCAGUACCAGUUUCAUGUUAUCCUGACAAAGCCAUAAUACCGCAUAAAAAAGGUUGUGCGAAAAUGCUUAACGCGAUCGUCCAAUGUCAUUUAACUUACAUCACUUCAUUACUGGUCGUGUUUUUGCCGAUGGACAUAGCCUCAAUGGUUUGUGGUAUACUUAUGCUACACAAAGUGAAAUUUGUCCCAUGGAAAACAAGAUUUGCUCAUUGUUGAUAGCUUCAAUAAUAUUGUUUAAUUGAUAAUUUGACAUUUAUACUAUUGUAAUGAACCGACAAUGAGAAUGUAACAUUGUUUGAGCAUCUUCGAUGUAACUGUGAAACACUGUCAGUUGGUUUUGUCGAUAUCAUUUUACAUUUGUGGCAACUCUUAUACAAUCAAAUUCGAUUGUCGUUAAAUUUUGUUAAGCGCUUUCAUUAGCUUAACUAACAGACAAUGUUAUUCGAACAGUAACAAUUCGUUUAUUUCUUUGUACUAUUAUGACCAGUAUCUUGUCUGUAUAAACGAGUGCGCUUGUUCACAUGAUAGCCACACAUAUACUUCUCUGGCUAAAAUGUCGAUGGCUCAAAUGUCGCUCGAUGAAUCAUUCUGUUCCCCAUGUCCUCGAAUCCUAUUAUUAGCCUUUGAAUUGCCUAGCUGGGCCUUAUUCAAUUUGAUUAUAAAUUCACCUCUGUAUUUCCUCUUUUUCAUUGCAGUCAAACAGCAUAUUAUAAGAUAUCUGAGAUCCUGUGCGUUAACCAGUAUCCUAAUGUAUGUUACUAUGUUACCUAUAAACAGUACUGACGCAUGUGAAUCUGCGGGUUCAGUUCCGGAUCCAUAUAUUAAUGUAAUACAAACUAUAAGGUAGUUAGGUCUGAGCAGUGUAGAGGAAGUGACCAAGAGAGAAAAUAAGGUAAAUAAGUGGCUCACUGUCACACCUACGAUAGGAAAAGUCAAGUAAGAAAACAGGACGUGACCUAUGCGUUUGAUGCUGAAUUGAAAUCGGAGUGCAAGAAAGAGACGGUUUCAGGAACUAAGAUUC
This is a messenger RNA of Schistosoma haematobium, 2074 nucleotides long. Its product is annotated as cd63 antigen. Gene Ontology annotation, cellular component: membrane. Lineage: Eukaryota; Metazoa; Platyhelminthes; Trematoda; Strigeidida; Schistosomatidae. Bases 1 to 1269 code for a protein of 422 amino acids. The record is from RefSeq and is a predicted model, not a curated record. The transcript has 10 exons.